Megalobrama amblycephala (Wuchang bream) is the source of this 3113-nucleotide messenger RNA. Its product is annotated as gastrula zinc finger protein XlCGF8.2DB-like. The transcript has 3 exons. Gene Ontology annotation, biological process: regulation of transcription by RNA polymerase II. Gene Ontology annotation, cellular component: nucleus. NCBI's taxonomy places the organism in Eukaryota, Metazoa, Chordata, Actinopteri, Cypriniformes, Xenocyprididae. Gene Ontology annotation, molecular function: RNA polymerase II cis-regulatory region sequence-specific DNA binding; DNA-binding transcription factor activity, RNA polymerase II-specific. The record is from RefSeq and is a predicted model, not a curated record. Bases 415 to 1071 code for a protein of 218 amino acids.
CAAGAAGAAGCAGCAGCGGCGAGCUGAAGAGAAAUGUUGAUCUCUGGUAUUAUAUAACGUUAAAUAGUUAUGUUUAGACCCGCGACAUGUAUUACAGUCGUGUGACAUUGCCUCUGAGUCUCCGUUUGUAUUAAUGAGUGUUGUUGAAAGUGACAGAACGAGAGUGAAGCUGGGCGAUAAGCCUCAUAACGCUUAACAAGUUACUCGUCGGUGGAAUUAAAAUAUUCCCGUGGUUGUUUGUUUUACGUCCAUUUUUUUUGUUUUAUUUGUUCAUCACGCUGUAGCCAUCAGGAUCACGGGGACGAGACAUUCAUUGGUCAUCAUUCAGCGCCUCACAAACACAAGCAAAUUGCUGAGAAGCAGCAGUAAGCAGGAGGAAAUUACUCCAGGAGAAACUGACAUACUAUUGAAAAGAUGGAGUUUGAGGAAGAACCCUACAGAAUAAAAGAUGAAGAUACAGAGGUACAAAUAGACCUGAUGGAAGUGAAAGAAGACAAACAGAAAAAAACUCAUCAUUUCAAAAAUGAAGAUGAAAAUGAAGUCAUUUCAAAUACCGGAAAGAAUUUCGCACAAAAACGAGCUGGAAAAACUGGAGUCCAAUCAAACCUUAAGAGAGAACACACUGGAGAAAGACGGUUCUCUUGCACUCAAUGUGGAAAGAGUUUCACUUAUAAAAGAAGCUUAAAUGAUCACAUAAAUAUUCACACUGGAGAAAAACCGUUCACAUGCACUCAGUGUGGAAAGAGUUUCAUAUAUAAAGGAAGCCUUAAUGUGCACAUGAGAAUUCACACUGGAGAAAAACCGUUCACAUGCACUCAGUGUGGAAAGAGUUUCACUCAAAAAAGCGCUCUCAACGAUCAUCUGCGUGCUCACUCUGGAGUGAGAUCGUUCAGCUGUGAUCAGUGUGAUAAAACAUUUGUUUUGGAAACAAGCUUAAGAGCACACCUUAAACUUCAUGCAGAUGUGAGGCCUCACAUUUGUUCUUUUUGUGGAAAGGGUUUUUCACUACUCAAUCCUUUUAAAGUGCAUGAGAGUAUACAUACUGGUGAGAAGACCUCAUGCAUGCGUUGACUGUGGGAAGACCUUUAUUUCACCUGCCACCUUAAAGAGACACCAGAGAAAUCAUACUGGAGACAAACCAUACAAGUGCUCACACUGUGGAAAGUGUUUCGUUCGGUCAGAACACUUGAAAGAUCAUGAGAGAGUUCAUACUGGAGAGAAGCCGCACCAGUGCUCUUUGUGUGGGAAGAGUUUCAUCCAAAUAUCUCAUCUACAGGUUCAUAAGAAAAACCAUUGCCCAAAGAGGUCUAAGUGAGCAAACUUUCAUGUUCAGAUCUAGGGGUGGGCAGUAUACUGGCAGAACAGGGGUUCCCAAACAUGUUCCUGGAGCCCCCCCAACACUGCACAUUUUCCAUGUCCCCUUUGUCUGGCACAUCUUUUUCAGGUCUUGUAGUCCCUACUAAUAAGCUGAUGACUUGAAUAAAGACAUGCAAAAUGUAUGUGGUUGGGAACCACUGCUCGAGAAAUUUGUCAACUGGUAGAGAUUCUGGUCUAUUUUCUUCACAGAUGAUGUAUAUGACUGAAAACAGAUCUUUGGAAAAAUAAUCCAUCUCUGCAUAUAAUACAUAGAACAUCCAAAGUUGAUGCUUCAAAAACUACACAGUGAACACAGCAGUAAUCCAUACAACUUCAGUUGAUGAAUCUAUAGACAAGUUUCCAUCCACUUUUUGCACUGUUUUGUUAUCAACAAAGUGAAAAUAUUGUGAAAUUUGCUGUCUCCAGGCUGUUUCCAUCCAGUUGGCCUUUUAACGAUAAAAUGGUGUGCAUUAUGACAUCAUCACUAAAAGAAAAAGCCUUGUCGCAUAAGUUUUGUUGUAUCGCUAAAAAAAAAAAUCUGCCCUCGAGUCAUUUCCAUACAUAUUUUCUCGUAUGUAGCAAAUUAUAAUUGUAUCUUUUGCAUCCCAAAUAUGCAGAGAGUAAUGAGACACUUGGAAUUCACCAUAUUUUCAUGAAUAAUAAGCCUAUUACUAAAUUAGGAAAUAUUAGGAAAUCAAAAGUCAUGGCAAAGUGGGACCAAAUCUGAAGUGAUCCCAAUCUGACCUAGGAAAGCUGCCCGAAUCAUAAUCACGCACUGUUCACUGUUGGCCAGAGGCAAAGGUUUUUUUCUCCAUUUUAACACCUGUUUGCCACCUGAUGUCACCUGUUGGAAGUUUGGAUUCCUUGCCGCUGUCGCCUUUGGCUUGCUUAGUUGGGGACACUUGAUAUUCAACAGUGUUUUGAUCUGCCUUCAUCGACACCCAUGUAUGUGAACUGAACUGAGCUGGAUGAUGACAUCACUGUUUCUCCAGUGCUGAAAUACAAUAACUAUUGAUUCUUACAACGGAAUGAAUCAAUACUGAAUUUACUUAAGGUGGACAAUGACACCAUUUACUUUAAGAGCUGCUGUGCAGCCAAAAUUAUAUACCAGUUAUCACCGUAAAGCUGCGUUGACACAAUCUGCAUUAUAAAAAGCACUAUAUAAAUAAAGGUGACUUGACUUGACUUGCAUGUAGGCUAACUGCCUUUAUGUGACGAAGCCCAUGGGUUUGGACACAGGGCAGCUCAUUUGUCCUGUAUGCAAAAUUUUAGAGUCCAUAUAAAAGAUUGGUAGCAUGUUCGGUUAUGAUGCAGAUGCAGCUUUUAUUUGUGUAGGCCUAUAUUUACCUUUUUUAAAAGUCUAUAGCUUAACUGAUAUCGCCUUAACAAUUAUAAAAUUUGUUUAGAGCUUUCUGGAUUCAAUGCACUUUAUUUUCCUAAAUUUUUAAAGUAAAAUUAGCCUAUAUUACAGAUUAAUAAAUUGUAUUUAUAAAAUAAUUUUAUUAAUGUGUCAUGUUUGUGAUUUUCAUUUGUCAAGUUGCCUCUGACCAUGAAAUCUUGAUUUUAUGACAUCAAUUUUAAGUACAGAAGUAACAUGUUGUGUAUUUGACCUUUUUUGUCAGCAUUGGACACUCUUCCUUUAUUUGACAGAUGCCCUGUUUUUGUUACAGCUGCAGAAAUUAAGAUGCUAUAUUUUCCUCAUACAUUUGAAACAGAACUUAUGUAUUAUUAAAUUGUACAUAAAAUUAUUUUUAUUA